CCGACGGUUUGUUGUCACUUGUCACCCGCACCACUCCCACACGCCCCACCCCCACGUACGUACACGCUGCGAGGCCCGAACGCGCCAUGCAGCAACCACCCCUCGUCGUGCUCCUCCUCAUCGUCUGCCUCGCCUCCUCGUCCUCGUCCGCGCUCGGGGAUGAAGGCGCCGCGGCGACCUACAUUGUCUACCUGAACCCCGCGCUCAAGCCGUCGCCGUACGCCACGCACCUCCAAUGGCACCACGCGCACCUCGACGCGCUCUCCGUCGACCCCGAGCGCCACCUCCUCUACUCCUACACCACGGCCGCGCCGUCUGCCUUCGCCGCGCGCCUCCUCCCGUCCCACGUCGCGGAGCUCCGCGCCCAUCCCGCCGUCGCGUCGGUGCACGAGGACGUCCUGCACCCGCUCCACACCACGCGCUCGCCUUCGUUCCUCCACCUCCCGCCGUACAGUGGUCCGGCUCCGAACGCGGACGGUGGAAGCUCCGAUGUCAUCGUCGGGGUGCUCGACACUGGCGUCUGGCCCGAGAGCCCCAGCUUCGUCGAUGCCGGCAUGGGCCCCGUGCCGUCGCGGUGGCGCGGGAGCUGCGAGACCAAUGCCACCGACUUCCCCUCCUCGAUGUGCAACCGGAAGCUCAUCGGCGCGCGCGGCUUCUUCCGGGGCUUCGGGGCGGGCGGCAGGAACGGCUCCUCCCACGGAACCACCGAGCUCUCGUCGCCGAGGGACCACGACGGGCACGGCACCCACACGGCGUCCACGGCGGCGGGGGCCGUGGUGGCCGAUGCGAGCCUCCUCGGGUACGCGCACGGCACGGCGAGGGGCAUGGCUCCCGGGGCGCGCGUCGCGGCGUACAAGGUGUGCUGGAGGCAGGGAUGCUUCAGCUCGGACAUACUGGCUGGCAUGGAACAGGCCAUCGAGGACGGAGUCGACGUGCUGUCGCUGUCGCUGGGAGGCGGCUCGUACCCACUCUCCCGCGACCCCAUCGCCGUCGGCGCGCUGGCGGCCACCCGCCGCGGCAUCGUCGUCGCGUGCUCCGCGGGGAACAGCGGGCCGGCGCCGUCGUCGCUGGUGAACACUGCCCCGUGGAUCAUCACCGUCGGAGCCGGCACGCUCGACCGGAACUUCCCGGCGUACGCGAAGCUCGGCAACGGCGAGACCCAUGCCGGCAUGUCGCUCUACUCCGGCGAUGGUCUGGGUGACGACAAGUUGCCUCUCGUGUACAACAAAGGCAUCCGCGCGGGCAGCAACGCCAGCAAACUCUGCAUGUCGGGCACGCUGGACGCGGGGGCGGUGAAGGGCAAGGUGGUCCUUUGCGACCGCGGCGGGAACUCGCGGGUGGAGAAGGGGCAGGUGGUGAAGCUGGCCGGCGGCGUCGGGAUGGUGCUCGCGAACACCGGGCAGAGCGGCGAGGAGAUCGUGGCGGACAGCCACUUGCUCCCCGCCGUGGCCGUCGGCGCCAAGAGCGGCGACGCCAUAAGGGCGUACGUGGAGUCGGACGCCGGCGCGGAGGUGGCGUUGAGUUUCGGCGGCACCGCUGUGGACGUGCACCCGGCGCCGGUGGUGGCCGCGUUUAGCUCCCGUGGGCCGAACAGGCAGGUGGCGCAGCUGCUGAAGCCGGACGUGAUCGGACCGGGGGUGAACAUCUUGGCCGGCUGGACGGGGUCCGUCGGGCCGACUGGGUUGACCAUCGACGAGCGGCGGCCGGCGUUCAACAUCUUGUCAGGAACAUCCAUGUCGUGCCCUCACAUCAGCGGCCUGGCGGCGUUCGUGAAGGCGGCGCACCCGGACUGGAGCCCCAGCGCCAUCAAGUCCGCGCUCAUGACCACCGCCUACACCGUCGACAACACCGGCUCGCCCCUCCUCGACGCGGCCGGCGCCAACGCGACGGCCACGGCCACGCCAUGGUCCUUCGGCUCCGGCCACGUCGACCCCGUGAAGGCCCUCUCCCCGGGCCUCGUCUACGACACGUCCAUCGACGACUACGUCGCCUUCCUGUGCACCGUCGGCGGCGCCUCGCCCCGGCAGGUGCAGGCCGUCACGGGGGCGCCGAACGCGACGUGCCAGCGGAAGCUGUCCAGCCCCGGCGACCUCAACUACCCGUCCUUCUCCGUCGUGUUCGGCCUCCGCAAGUCGCGCACCACCGUCAGGUACCACCGCGAGCUGACCAACGUCGGCGCCGCCGGGUCGGUGUACGCGGCCAAGGUCACCGGCCCGCCCAGCAUCGUCGUGUCCGUGAAGCCGGCAAGGCUCGUGUUCAAGAAGGCCGGGGACAAGCUCAGGUACACCGUCGCGUUCAAGUCGACGGCGCAGGGCGGCCCGACGGACGCCGCGUUCGGAUGGCUGACGUGGAGCAGCGGGGAGCAGGACGUGCGGAGCCCGAUAUCGUAUACGUGGGGGAUGUAAGAUUGGUGCGUUGGCCGUGCCGGCGGAGUGAUCGGCGGGGGAGAUCCAUGGAAGUGUUGCAUAGGCUGGAAGAAUUCUGGCUCCUGAUUUCUGUGCUGUUAAAAAGGAGAUAAGGAGAUUGUUGGAGUACAAUUCAUGGAAAAGGGUAGCAGCACAUUAAUAAAAGGCCACUCCUACCAA
This is a messenger RNA of Hordeum vulgare subsp. vulgare (domesticated barley), 2585 nucleotides long. Its product is annotated as subtilisin-like protease SBT1.8. Bases 87 to 2405 code for a protein of 772 amino acids. NCBI's taxonomy places the organism in Eukaryota, Viridiplantae, Streptophyta, Magnoliopsida, Poales, Poaceae. Gene Ontology annotation, molecular function: serine-type endopeptidase activity. Gene Ontology annotation, biological process: proteolysis. The transcript has 2 exons. The record is from RefSeq and is a predicted model, not a curated record.